AUGUCGAGCCACCACGACCCGCUCUCCGUGGCGUUGCCUUACCAGUUUUCCAACCAGGACGACUUCCCCACGGAAAUCGUUGCCCAUCGUUUCCAGGCAUGGCGCUACAUCCUUAAGGACCUUAUAGCGUACCUAAGGCAGUAUGCCUCCGUGCAAGAAGAGAUUUUACGGCAGCAGGCCCGUCUCCAGCAGGCUGUUGGUGCCUCUGCCGCCGUGGCAUCGUCAACGCCGACUCUAGGCAGACCGCCCAAGGACAAACAAUGGCAGGACGACCUCCAGGCGAUCAACGAGUACUUCUUGCCCAUUGGCAACGGCUCCAUUCAAGAUAUCCCCACGAUCCUCACGCGGUUCCAUCAGCAAAACAUCGAAAACGGCACCAAGACCUUGAAAGAGAUCCAGCUGGUGGUGAUCCCGCGGUUGGAGGACUUGCGCAAGGACCUUGUGCUCAAGAUAAAGGAGAUCCGCAAGUUGCAAAAUGACUUCAAGAACACCUUGUCCAAAGAUUUGCAAGACUCCAGCGCUCUUUUGAGCAAAUUCAACCAUGCCAUCGAAAUCGCCAACCGCCACGAGUUGUUGACCACCUCUGGCGAGCCCGUCCCUCAUUCCCAUGAUUCCCACCACGAGCUCGAUAGCUCCAAGCGUGACCCAUACUUGGUCCGCCUUAAGCUCAAGGACCAGCUCAGCAGGCAGCUCAAGGAGGAGCGCUACCUCUACGACGCAUAUGAGAACUUGCAGCUGUCGUCCCAGAAACUAGAAUCCAUUGUUGUGCUGGAAGUACAGAACUGUCUCCUGAUUUUCCUCAAUUUGGUUCAAAACGAGCAUUCCACGAUUCCAGAGUUCUUGGUGCCUCGUCUCUCCGACGGCUUCCUUUCCAAGGAGUCCCUGUUUGAGUGGAACUCCUUCAUUGAUCGUAAUUUGCCCAAGACGUCCACCAUUUCUAAGAACCUCAUGUCCGGUAAAUUUAUCGACUUGCUGUUCCCAGCUAGAAAAUUGGCAGAUCUUAAUAUUCCACACUUUGACUCGUUGGUCAACUUGCCUAUUCGUGAGGGUGUUUUGGAGAGAAGGUCGAAGUUCUUGAACAAAUACUCCAGUGGCUGGUACGUCUUGACCUGCAGUUAUCUCCAUGAGUUCAAAACGAACGACAGAAAGCGUGAUCCACACCCUGUCAUGUCUCUUGCAUUAGAUACUUGUUCAGUCGACAAGCAUACAAAAAAGGAUGACUCCAAGCUGUUGGGCUCUUACAAGUUCAUCUUGUACUCCAAGCAGCAAAAUGGUAUCAUUCAUAGAGGCCAUAACUGGUCUUUCAAAUGCGGGACUUUCGAAGAGAUGAUCCUGUGGUACAACGACAUCAAGCAAUUGACACAAUUGGCAUCGCCUUCUGCUAGAGCAAAGGCCUUCAGCAAGGUACUCCAGGCGAAGAAGAUUGAGGCUGGAGAUAAGAAGAUGUCAAGAGCCUCAAGUUUAUUGUCCGCUCAGACUGGACCCGCUGCUCGUUCCGUCCGUUCCAAUUAUACCAAUGCAUCCAAGACUCGUCAACCUUUGAGUCCAGCACAAUCUUUGCGUUCAAAGGCAUUAUCACAGACCGUAUCGGCUACAUCCACCGGUCAGAACCAGCGCUUGUCCUCGACAUUCUCGCAGAAGAAUUACCACCAGUCACCAAAGCUUUCAAACUUGAUUAAUAGUGACGGUACCAUUGUGACUCCAGUCGAUACACAUCAGGCUGAAACCUUUAAAGACCACGAGCAUGGAGACACAACCUUGGCAGGUCAAUUGAGCCAAUACGGUGACGAGCAAGACCAUGAUAUCCAGCAUGAUCCUCAAUUCGAUCAAUAUUCUCAAGGGGGUCCUAAAUCAGUGCCAAUGCAAAAUGGAACGCAAGGCACACCCCAGCAAUUCAUUCCGCAGAACUACCAGUACUAUUUCAGUCAAGUAAACUCGCAACCUCAACAGUUUUAUGACCCUGUUCUGCAACAGUUCUUCACAAUCAAUGCUAUUCCUGUUCCGGAUGCCUCUCAGGUACCAUCAUCGUCCUCGCAAGGCCCUACAUCCACACAGCAGCUGCAAGCGGGGCGUACUCCAGUACAGGGGCAGCCCAUGCCACAAUAUUUCCCACUGUCGCCUCAGGCCCAGCCCCAGGCUCAGUACUUUCCAGCAUCACCCAAUUUCCAGCCCCAGAUUAUUCAAACAGCAGCCACGCCUCAGCAAGGGCAUCAGGCUGAGAACGGUAGAGUGAAGGCGGCAUAUGUGCCUCACUUUCCACAGCAUUUUAACGAGCAGGCUCCCAGUGGAUCUGGGGCCAACGCUCAAGGAAAGCCCAGCAAUUUGCCUUAUCCCACCAACUUGGAGCAGCAUCCAGGCCAAUCGAGACAAAAUCUGACGACGUCCACUGGCUCUCUCACGGUGGCCAAAACGGUACCAGGUGCGUUCAAGACGGUUGAUGAGAAUCUCCACACGGAUGAUCAGAUUUCUCAGGCCAACAUCAGGUAA
Molecule: messenger RNA, 2487 nt
Organism: Candidozyma duobushaemuli
Lineage: Eukaryota; Fungi; Ascomycota; Pichiomycetes; Serinales; Metschnikowiaceae
Gene: SLM2
Product: phosphatidylinositol 4,5-bisphosphate-binding protein
Exons: 1
Coding region: 1-2487 (828 amino acids)
Source: RefSeq, a predicted model, not a curated record